This is a messenger RNA of Jaculus jaculus (lesser Egyptian jerboa), 372 nucleotides long. RefSeq names its product urotensin 2 (gene Uts2). Gene Ontology annotation, biological process: regulation of blood pressure; blood vessel diameter maintenance. The record is from RefSeq and is a predicted model, not a curated record. The transcript has 4 exons. The coding region runs from base 1 to 372 and encodes 123 amino acids. Gene Ontology annotation, molecular function: hormone activity. Lineage: Eukaryota; Metazoa; Chordata; Mammalia; Rodentia; Dipodidae. Gene Ontology annotation, cellular component: extracellular region.
AUGGGUACGCUGGCUCUCUGCUGCUUGCUCUUCAUCGGAUCCCUGCAUCCACUCCUCUCUCUUCCGGUCGCUGACUCCAGGGAAGCAUCCCUUCAGCCUCCAGUGACCGAGGAAGAUGCCCGUCUGGCUGUGGAGGAGCUGCAGAGGGCCUCCCUCCUGAGGGCGCUGUGGCAGGCGAUGGGCUCACAGGCAGGCCAGGGUCCCCAGGAAGCAGAUCCUAGAACUGACAUUCCUAACCCAAGGGGAGACUUGAGAAAGGCUUUCUCUGGACAAGUUUCUAACACUGUACUGAGUCAACUUGUGGCCCGAACCAGGAAACAACAUAAACAGCAGGGGACUGCCUCCGAUUGCUUCUGGAAAUACUGCAUCUGA